CUCAGUGUAUAUCUGUUGGCUUGCUAGUGUCGUGCCGGGUCUAUCUUAAGAGAUCCGUGUAUCUGUUGUGUGGGCUCUAACUUUCUGAUACUCGCCUCUAAGCCGUAUCCAUGGUAUUCAUUACUGCGUGACGAGGAUAAUCUAAUUUGCUUUUAAAGAUAGAACAGAGCAGCGCAUGAACUGAUUGCUCAACAUUUAAUCGUCAAGUUUACUUCACUUACUGUCAAGUUUACUUCACUUACUGUCAAGUUUACUUCACUUACUGUCAAGUUUACUUCACUUACUGAAUCCUCAUGGCCGCCAGUCUGACGUCAUCAAACAUCUUACUGUUGGUUUUGAGCUUCCUAUUGGCGGGAAAAAUACGAGUGGUCAAAGCCGAUGCUGCCACUUGGAACUAUAACCGCUCAGAUUUAGGAGGACCAGAUAAAUGGAGCCUGACCUACAGCGACUGUGGGGGUGUGUUCCAGUCCCCCAUCGACAUCAACACGAGCACCGUCCUGUACGACCCUCUCCUCCAGCGCUUCAACGUCACGGACUACACCAGCAAGCUGGACGGGCUGGACAUGAGGCUGGUCAACAAGGGGGGACACACGGCUGAGGUCAUCUACUCUGGCAACGAGCGGGUCUAUCUCCGUGGCGGGAAUUUGCCAGACGACUACAGGCUGGAGCAGUUCCACUUUCACUGGGGGUCAUUGGAUAGACAAGGGUCAGAGCACGCCAUAGACUCACAAUUCGCCCCCAUGGAGCUUCACCUGGUGCACGUCCAGAAACGUCUAGAAAAAUCCAACACGUCAUCAUCUCACCCCCACGGCCUGGCUGUUCUUGGCUUUUUAUUUCAGAGAAGUGACAACAACAACACAAAACUAGAUGAGCUGCUCAAAUAUUUCCCCAACAUUACAAGCGCCAACAAUGAAACAGAGAUCGAGCCCUUUAAAGUCAGCGACCUCCUGCCUGACGACUUAGAAAACUUGGACUUUUACCGGUAUGAGGGCAGCUUGACCACGCCCCCCUGCUCAGAAACUGUCAUCUGGUCAGUGGCAGUGGACAAGAUCAACAUCUCAGAGUACCAGUUAAAUAUUUUCCGGUCCCUCCACAACGAGGAGGAUGAGCUGCUGGUCAACGACUACCGUCCAGUACAAAAUCUCAACAGCCGGACAGUGACGACCACCAGGAAACCCAGCACCAUCACCGACACCAGCACCAGCACCAAAGUCUCUGUGGACGCCACGACAACUCCCAAAAACUCAGGUGUCCGGGUGCCUGCAGGUCAUCUGGUCAUGCUCGUCUUUACAGUGCUGGCCCUGAGACUGAUGUCGUGGUCAAGAUUCUAGACAGCCUGACAAGCUGGUCAAGAUUCUAGACAGCCUGACAAGCUGGUCAAGAUUCUAGACAGCCUGACAAGGUGGUCAAGAUUCUAGACAGCUUGACAAGGUGGUCAAGAUUCUAGACAUCUUGACAAGGUGGUCAAGAUUCUAGACAUCUUGACAAGGUGGUCAAGAUUCUGGACAUCUUGACAAGGUGGUCAAGAUUCUAGACAGCCUGACAAGGUGGUCAAGAUUCUAGACAGCCUGACAAGGUGGUCAAGAUUCUGGACAUCUUGACAAGAUGGUCAAGAUUCUAGACAGCUGGACAAGGUGGUCAAGAUUCUAGACAGCCUGACAAGGUGGUCAAGAUUCUGGACAUCUUGACAAGAUGGUCAAGAUUCUAGACAGCUGGACAAGGUGGUCAAGAUUCUAGACAGCCUGACAAGGUGGUCAAGAUUCUAGACAGCCUGACAAGGUGGUCAAGAUUCUAGACAGCUGGACAGGGUGGUCAAGAUUCUAGACAGCUUGACAAGGUGGUCAAGAUUCUGGCCAGCUUGACAAGGUGGUCAAGAUUCUAGACAGCCUGACAAGGUGGUCAAGAUUCUAGACAGCUGGACAGGGUGGUCAAGAUUCUAGACAGCUUGGCAAGGUGGUCAAGAUUCUGGCCAGCUUGACAAGGUGGUCAAGAUUCUAGACAGCUUGGCAAGGUGGUCAAGAUUCUAGACAGAUGGAACCAUUGCUAUUUAUAAUGUUGAGAUACUGGUGUAAAGCGUGUGUGUGUGAGUGUGUGUGUGUAACGUGUGUGUGUUUGCAGGUGUACAUCAUGUGUGUUUGCGGCAUGUGUCUGUGUGCAGUAUAUAUGCAAUGUGUGUCUGUGUGUGCAGUGUGUGUGUAUGUGUGCAGCUACGUGUGCUGUACUUGAAAUGAACUAUUUGAUUGUAUGCUAUUCCUAUAAUAAAGUUACUGUAUAAUAUGUAAAGUUGCACAUGAUUGUAUUUGAUGUUCUCAACUCUACUGAUGGGAGGUGACCACAAUUUGUGUUCCAUUUAGUGCUCAAAGUUUGUGUAGAAAUAGUGCCUAGAAUAGUCUGAUUAAGUUCACAGAAUAGUUUCAACUGUGUUUGAUGGUUUGUUUAGAGACUUGUUAGCUGACGGUGAAAGAUCUACAAAGUCCACAGAGAAACGAAUCUCACUGUUGGAUAAAUCUGGCCAAUCAGUCUUUGACUUGUAACAAUCUUUGCUUUCUCUGCUUCCAGAACUUUCGCCAUUUUAAUUUAAGACUUAACGUGCACUAGAAUGUUCUAGAUUAGUCUCUCGACUCACGUUGACAAAAGACAAACAAACGAGUCCAGACAUUGACACUGUCAAUAGAUUCUAAAUGAAGUGAAUAAUCUGUCGACUAUGUCAGAUGUACUAGAGUCUAUCACUCAAUAGUUAGCCUGUGUUUAUUGAUGGGUUGAAGCUCUUAGCAUAUUGAAGGCGUUUCUUCAAUCAUUGGACAUUGACAAAUGUGAUCAUUGAUUAAUGUAUAUCCAAUCAAUUAUGUUAAAUAUUUGUAAACCAGAAAAUGUGUACAAUGAGAGGAUGAUUGUGUGGUGUUUAGUGAGGGUGUCUGUUGGUGGUGUUAUUUAAUUUAGUGUAUGCUUGGUGGUGUUAAGGUGUAUGUGGUGUUGGUGUGAAUGUCAUCUCAGGUAUAUGAUAUGGGCAAACAAUAUGUGUAAUCUAGACAUAUGUAACCCUGUCAAUAUUUCUCCGGUUCUUUGACUACAGAUGAUGACAAAUGUUUAAUACUUGAUUUCGAAUCUGUUGUUAAAAGACAGUGAAGAAACUAAGCAACUCUUAUGAAGAAUUGUAUUUGUGAUUAA
Molecule: messenger RNA, 3168 nt
Organism: Physella acuta
Lineage: Eukaryota; Metazoa; Mollusca; Gastropoda; Physidae
Product: carbonic anhydrase 2-like
Cellular component (GO): plasma membrane
Molecular function (GO): zinc ion binding; carbonate dehydratase activity
Source: RefSeq, a predicted model, not a curated record